GAAGGAUUGAUGCGGACUGAGUAAUUAAGCUGAAUGAUCAGCUACCACUUGACCAAUUCCCAAGUUGCCUUCCAUGAUCAGCUACCAUCAAUUGCCUCAUGCGGCCUGACUGGAGAUUCACGUGUUUUGUGUGAUAUUAAACUAUAGAGUCAGAGUCAUUGGUUCGAAGAGCUCUUUUCCACCGACUGGGCAUUUGAGUACGUAGCUACCAAGACGUUCAGAUGGUAGUGCCUGACACAAUUAGGUUCCCCCAAGCCGCCAGAAGUUCUUUGGGUCUUUUCGGGCGCAGCCAAUUGCGGCUGAAGCAGCGAGGGCUUCACCAUGUGGCCUGAGGCUUCUUGCUGUGACACGCGUACUCCGCGGUGGGUGUAACCCGCGGCGCAGAAUCUGCGACCAUGGCUGCGGUCGUUGAGACCACCGCGCUGCUGGUGCGCUGGGCGGCGUCUGGCGAAGUUCUGGUAGCCCUCAGCCAGAAGGAGUUCGAGGCGCUGUGGAGCGUGGCUCCCGCGACAGUCCGAGCGCUAAAACUGGAGCUGGUGGCGCGGGGCGUUGGAUCUGGUCGGUUUCAAUUUCGGCUGUGGCACGUCGACGGCGAGGUGGAGAUGGAGGAUGAGACGAUUUUGGUGCCGCCUUUGGACCUCAAGCUGGUGCGGCUACCGUUUCAGCUACCCGACGAAGAGGAAGAUGAGGAAUUCGUCCUCGCAUGUGAUGAGGGUCGUCUAGAAGAUGUUAAAAGUCUCCUUCAACGACGACCGCAAGAUCCCAAUGCUCCGGAUUCCGGUGGCUGGACGGCGUUGCAAUGUGCUGCCCAGGGUGGUCAUGUGGAAGUGGUGCGCUUGCUAUUGGAGGCUGGAGCCUUUUGCGAUCAGGCGACUGAGGAUGAUGCCUCGACUCCUUUGAUCUUUGCUGCUGAGUGGUGUCACCUGGACGUGGCGCGGGUGCUGUUGGAGGCAGCAGCUGCCCCCGAUGCAGCCACAGAAGACAAUGGAUGGACUCCACUUCACUAUGCCUGUGAGAAGGGGCACUUGGAUGUCGUGCGCUUGUUGCUGGACUUUGCAGCUCCUUGCAACAAGGUCUCGAAGCGGGUUGCUUGGACUCCUUUGCAUGCUGCAUGUGUCAACGGUCAUCUCGAUCUGGUGCGCUUGUUGCUGGAGGCCGGGGCAGCCUGUGAUGUUGCCAGAGAACACCAGCAGCAGACUCCUUUGCAUUAUGCCGUGGAGAGGGGACAACUAGAAGUGGUGCGCUUGCUGCUUGAGGCCAGGGCUGCUUGUAAUUUACCCAUGGGGGACGCUGGAGAGACUCCUUUGCAUGUAGCAGCAGUUCGUGGUUACCAUGAAGUGGCGCGAUUGUUGCUGGAAGCUGGAGCUUCAUGCAAUCAGACUACAAAAGAUGAUCUUAGGACUCCCUUGCAUUGUGCUAGCCAGAUUGGUGACAUGAAUGUGGCACAGGUCUUGCUAGAGUUUGGAGCUGACCGUGAGGCGAAGACACAUGAUGGUACCACUCCGGCAGAUGUUGCAGCGCAGCUGAACUUUCUGGACGUGGUGGGUUUGUUGCGCCACGGUCCGGCAAAAAGGCCACGGAGUGCCUAAAGGGCAUCCUGGUUGGCACUUCUUGCGAUUCAGACCCAUCCGGAAAUAUCCGGAACAGUGGCGCGUACGACAGUGCAUGCAAGUACGACAUGAACGUGAACUUAUACACUUCUUUGACCUGUUUGUGGUGUUCAAUUCUGCCUUUCACCAUGUUCU
Molecule: messenger RNA, 1745 nt
Organism: Durusdinium trenchii
Lineage: Eukaryota; Dinophyceae; Suessiales; Symbiodiniaceae
Source: the annotation of a GenBank genome assembly